AUGCCGGCCUUGGAUGAGACGAUAACGGAACGGAAAGGGUCUUCUCAAACCAACUUUCUUACUGCAUUCUCUGCUCUAUGGGGAGCCUCGUUGGAGCAACCACAACGACCACUUUGGGAGUUUUUCCAGCCACUAGUUGUGCCAACCCGAGAGGUAUAUACAACUCAUCUUCUAGUCAACCUCCUUUGGUUUGCCAGAAACUACUACAACCUGGCCUUGCUGAUUUCUUGCGUGCUGGCCAUAUACAUGCCCCCAUACACGUUGAUUGUGAUUGUUAGUUGUAUCAUGCACGUUAUGAAGCGAUACACAUUUCGAAAGUCCUUAGUAACGGCUUUCGACACUGCCACGCCGACACGGCAGGAAAAUGGUCGUAGCGUGAUAAUGAUGUUGCUGAUGCUUCUACAGAUCUGUUGCUGCAUUUACACCUGGUCUUUGACGGGGUUGUUUUCUAUUGUCAUGUGUGUUGUCGCUGUGGCGACGCCCAUAGUUUUUCAUGCCUUUUUUACACCCUACACGGAUGAGGCUUUUAAACUCUACUAUGAGGUUCUCCGAGCGAGGGAUUUGCCACCUCCAAUGCCUCGUUCACCGACGUGUUUGUUUUGCUCCGUGGACCCAGAGUUUGAUGUUCGCGGCAACGUGGACGCGUUUUCAGUGAGCUCUUGGCAUCUUAGCAGUGAGAAAGUUAACAGGCGAAUAUUGUCUCGCUCCUUCCCGGCGCCUCGGCGCCCACUCAAGGAGUCAAAUUCAGACAUUCACUGCCAAAUACAAUCUUCUGAACUUAUUGAUCGCAUAGGACAAAAUUUAAUGUCGGGUAGCGUUGCCACUUAG
This is a messenger RNA of Trypanosoma rangeli, 828 nucleotides long. RefSeq lists its product as uncharacterized. The coding region runs from base 1 to 828 and encodes 275 amino acids. The record is from RefSeq and is a predicted model, not a curated record. The transcript has a single exon. NCBI's taxonomy places the organism in Eukaryota, Euglenozoa, Kinetoplastea, Trypanosomatida, Trypanosomatidae.